Carlito syrichta (Philippine tarsier) is the source of this 2269-nucleotide messenger RNA. RefSeq names its product aryl hydrocarbon receptor nuclear translocator like 2 (gene BMAL2). NCBI's taxonomy places the organism in Eukaryota, Metazoa, Chordata, Mammalia, Primates, Tarsiidae. The coding region runs from base 1 to 1929 and encodes 642 amino acids. The transcript is spliced from 17 exons. Gene Ontology annotation, biological process: regulation of transcription by RNA polymerase II. The record is from RefSeq and is a predicted model, not a curated record. Gene Ontology annotation, cellular component: transcription regulator complex; aryl hydrocarbon receptor complex; cytoplasm. Gene Ontology annotation, molecular function: protein dimerization activity; RNA polymerase II cis-regulatory region sequence-specific DNA binding; DNA-binding transcription factor activity, RNA polymerase II-specific.
AUGACUAUAGAAAAAUUCCAAAAGGAAGUAUCUCAAAGUAGUAACACUGGUCAAGUGUUGAUAGAGGAGGCUCAGUGCAUGGUUCCUGUGCUUCCCAGUCAUAGGAAACCAGGGUCAAAACCAGCCACUGUUGGCUCCUUCAGCUCACACGUGACAGGGUUUCCACGAAAACGCAAAGGAAGUGAUUCAGACCCAUCCCAGUCAGGAGUCAUGACAGAAAAAGUGGUGGAAAAGCUUUCUCAGAAUCCCUUUACCUAUCUUCUUUCAACAAGGAUAGAAAUAUCAGCAUCCAGUGGGAGCAGAGUGGAAGAUGGUGAACAACAAGUAAAAAUGAAGUCCUUCAGAGAAGCUCAUAGCCAAACUGAAAAGCGAAGGAGAGAUAAAAUGAAUAACCUGAUUGAAGAACUGUCUGCAAUGAUCCCUCAGUGCAAUCCCAUGGCACGUAAACUGGACAAACUUACAGUUUUAAGAAUGGCUGUUCAGCACUUGAAAUCUUUAAAAGGCAUGACAAAUUCUUAUGUAGGAGAUAAUUAUAGACCUUCAUUCAUUCAGGAAAAUGAGCUCAGACACUUAAUCCUUAAGACUGCAGAAGGCUUCCUAUUUGUGGUUGGAUGUGAAAGAGGAAAAAUUCUCUUCGUUUCUAAGUCAGUCUCCAAAAUACUUAAUUAUGAUCAGGCUAGUUUGACUGGACAAAGCUUAUUUGACUUCUUACAUCCAAAAGAUGUUGCCAAAGUAAAGGAACAGCUGUCUUCUUCAGAUAUUUCACCAAGAGAAAAGCUCAUAGAUGCCAAAACUGGUUUGCAAGUUCACAGUCAUUUCCACACUGGAAGGACACGUGUGUAUUCUGGCUCAAGACGAUCUUUUUUCUGUCGGAUAAGGAGUUGUAAAAUUGCUGUCAAAGAAGAGCAUGAAUGUUUACCCAAUUCAAAGAAAAAAGAGCAUAGGAAAUUCUGUACUGUCCACUGCACUGGUUACUUGAGAAGCUGGCCUCCAAAUACUGUUGGGAUGGAAGAAGAAAGGGACAAUAAGAAAGACAGCAGCAAUUUUACCUGCCUUGUUGCUGUUGGAAGAUUACACCCAUAUAUUGUUCCACAGAACAGUGGAGAGAUUAAAGUGAAACCAACUGAAUUUAUAACCCGGUUUACAAUAAAUGGAAAAUUUGUCUACGUGGAUCAAAGGACAACAGCAAUUUUAGGAUAUCUGCCUCAGGAACUUUUGGGAACGUCUUGUUAUGAAUAUUUUCAUCAAGAUGACCAUAGUAAUUUGACUGACAAGCACAAAGCAGUUCUACAGAGUAAGGAGAAAAUAUUUACUGAUUCAUACAAAUUCAGAGCAAAAGAUGGCUCAUUUGUAACUUUAAAAAGCCAGUGGUUUAGUUUCACAAAUCCUUGGACCAAAGAACUGGAAUAUAUUGUGUCUGUCAACACAUUAGUUUUGGGGCAUAGUGAGACUGGAGAAGCAUCACUUUUUCCUUGUAGCUCUCGAUCAUCAGAAGAAUCCUCUAGACAGUCUUGUAUUAGUGUGCCUGGAAUGUCUACUGGAACAGUCCUUGGUGCUGGCAGUAUUGGAACAGAUAUUGCAAAUGAAGUUCUGGAUUUACAAAGGUUACAGACUUCUUCAUCCCUUGAUGAUUCAAGUCCAACAGAUUUAAUGAAAGAUACUCACACUGUAAACUGCAGGAAUAUGUCAAAUAAGGAGUUGUUCCCACUAAGUCCUUCAGAAAUGGGAGAGCUAGAGGCUUCCAGGCAAAACCAGAGCACUGUUGCUGUCCACAAUCAUGAACCACUCCUCAGUGAUGGGGCACAGCUGGAUUUCGAUGCCUUGUGUGACAAUGAUGACACAGCUAUGGCCGCAUUCAUGAAUUACUUAGAAGCAGAGGGGGGCCUAGGAGACCCUGGGGACUUCAGCGACAUCCAGUGGACACUCUAGCAUUUGAUUUUUAACUCUAAAAAUGAGAAGCAUUUCAUUUACAAAAAAAAAAAGUCCAAUUCUUCAGUACUGUAUUGAUACUGUUUUUAUUUUUUAUUAAUGGUCUACCAGUUUUUAUAGGUUUGCACCUUACUCUCACAAGUAUGUGAGGAAAUGUGAUGUUUUUCUCCCAAGAAAACCAGAGGUUAUUACAGACCCCUUUACUCAGUGAACUGGCUUAAAAUCCACUAGUUGCCAUAUUUUUGCUAAAAUGUUUCUAACCAAGAAUAUCACAUACAUAUUAUUUUGGUUUUUAUUUUUUAUGCAGUUUGAGUUUGGGUAAUAUAAUAUAUUGACAUUU